AUGGCUGCUACUACUACUGCCGCUGUCACUGCCGCUACUGUUACUGCUACCAUCACUACCACCCCUGUUACUGCUACCAUCACUACCACCCCUGUUACUGCUACCAUCACUACCACCCCUGUUACUGCUAACCAUCACUACCACCCCUGUUACUGCUACCAUCACUACCACCCCUGUUACUGCUACCAUCACUACCACCCCUGUUACUGCUACCAUCACUACCACCCCUGUUACUGCUACCAUCACUACCACCCCUGUUACUGCUACCAUCACUACCACCCCUGUUACUGCUACCAUCACUACCACCCCUGUUACUGCUACCAUCACUACCACCCCUGUUACUGCUACCAUCACUACCACCCCUGUUACUGCUACCAUCACCACCACCACUGUUACUGCUACCAUCACUACCACCCCUGUUACUGCUACCAUCACUACCACCCCUGUUACUGCUACCAUCACUACCACCCCUGUUACUGCUACCAUCACUACCACCCCUGUUACUGCUACCAUCACUACCACCCCUGUUACUGCUACCAUCACUACCACCCCUGUUACUGCUACCAUCACUACCACCCCUGUUACUGCUACCAUCACUACCACCCCUGUUACUGCUACCAUCACUACCACCCCUGUUACUGCUACCAUCACUACCACCACUACCACCAUUUCCACUACCCUAGCUACCAUUAUGACCGGCACCACUAUUACCGCUACUGCUAG
Molecule: messenger RNA, 723 nt
Organism: Ailuropoda melanoleuca (giant panda)
Lineage: Eukaryota; Metazoa; Chordata; Mammalia; Carnivora; Ursidae
Product: histidine-rich glycoprotein-like
Exons: 1
Coding region: 1-723 (240 amino acids)
Source: RefSeq, a predicted model, not a curated record